ACUGCGCCAUUUAUACAUUAAGAAUUUAAAUUACUUCAAGAGUUCAAAUUAAAUGUGUUAUGUAUUAUAUUUCACGAUUUUCAUGGACAUGUUUAAUAUGAUACAUCUAUGAUUAUAUCAUCAUAAAAUGGCAUGUUGAUCGUUGAUGAUAGAUUUCGAGGAACUAGGUCCAGAACGGCAGAAGUGAAGGAUCGUUUAUUUAGAAAUUAGACAGUUUAGAGUAGAACAUGGUCCAUGAAAUAGAAAACUUCUAUGGUGUUUAUCUACUGUAUAAUGUCAACCCAAAGUUCAAAGGUCGUACAUAUAUUGGAUACACAGUAGACCCAAAUCGUAGAAUAAAGCAGCAUAACCAAGGUGUUCAGGCUGGCGGGGCAUAUAGAACCAGUGGUAAAGGUCCUUGGGAGAUGGUACUUAUUAUACAUGGGUUUCCAAAUGAUAUCUCAGGACUGAGGUUUGAAUGGGCAUGGCAACAUCCAGAAAAAUCUCGCAGACUGAAACAUCUAACGAGGAAAACUAAGAAAGAGAAACAGUUUGAGUACAGAUUCAGGAUCGUGUCUGAAAUGUUACGGACUGCACCAUGGAACAGAUUAGCUCUAACAAUAAGAUGGCUGAAACAAGAAUUUGUUAGAGAGUUUGACCCCAAGUUAACCCCUCCUUUACACAUGGCGGUAGCAUAUGGUCCUGUUAAAAGCAAGAAAGUGAAGAAUAUCAAAGCAACAGAGACAAAGGGAGGUAACACAGACUCUGGAGAAGACAUUGAUGCUGACAUAAUUGCUGCCCCUGUCAGUAAACAUACAAGAUGUGCAGUGUGUAUGAAACUUAUAAUGAGUGAUUCCCAGUCUGUAAGUUGUUAUCGUCCUAAAUGCUCCAUGAUAUCACAUAUGACGUGUUUAGCGAAGUCAUUUCUGACAAAGAAACAGGAGGAGAAAACUCAUAUACUGCCAGUAGAUGGCGCUUGUCCCCGAUGUUCGCAGCAACUUCUGUGGGGUGAUAUCAUUAGACAUAAACAUGGCUGCUACCAAACAUUAACUGAGGUCACAGAAGAAGAAGACAGUGAUGAUGACCACUGGGCCAAUGAACUUCAAACUCAGGUCACAUGAUACAGCGCCAGAGAGAUUGUAUAACUGACCAAAAUCUUUGCAUUCCGUAACAACUUUUGUAACUCAGCAGAUUAACUACAUGUAUUAUAAAUGAAAUCUAUGUGUAUGUCCUUUUUGAUGUACAUGUUUUAUUUUGAUAAAUUUAACCUAUAUAUAUACAUAUGAUAUAAGAUGGAACUCUCAAAAGUCAGGGUCUAAAUUUUGGCUUAUUCACGUUUAUAUGUAAAACUAAACUUAUCAGUGAGUAAAGAUAGUACAUGUAGUCAUCUUUUACUUUGUGCAAUAAAUUGAAGAUAUUAAUGGACCAGAUGCUAGUCUUAAAAUCUAAAAUAUUGAAGAAAUCACAUUGUAUUGUUGAAUAUUUGUCUUGAACAAGAAAGUGUUUAUCAACAUAUGUAAAACCUCAAAGUGAUGAACUUUGUAAUUGUGUGUUUUGAAAAUAAUCUUUUACUAUUUUAUAAAAGUAAAAGUUUUAUAUAGCUCAGAAUAUGUGUUAGAAAUAAGCUCAGCAAAGCAAAAAAGUUGGGAUAUCUGUGAAAGUUAAGAUCACAAACCUACUUC
This is a messenger RNA of Ruditapes philippinarum (Manila clam), 1661 nucleotides long. Its product is annotated as structure-specific endonuclease subunit slx1-like. Gene Ontology annotation, biological process: double-strand break repair via homologous recombination. NCBI's taxonomy places the organism in Eukaryota, Metazoa, Mollusca, Bivalvia, Venerida, Veneridae. Gene Ontology annotation, molecular function: 5'-flap endonuclease activity; crossover junction DNA endonuclease activity. The record is from RefSeq and is a predicted model, not a curated record. The coding region runs from base 228 to 1100 and encodes 290 amino acids. Gene Ontology annotation, cellular component: Slx1-Slx4 complex. The transcript is spliced from 8 exons.